This is a messenger RNA of Alternaria ventricosa, 1272 nucleotides long. RefSeq lists its product as uncharacterized. The transcript has a single exon. Gene Ontology annotation, cellular component: nucleoplasm; nucleolus. Bases 1 to 1272 code for a protein of 423 amino acids. Lineage: Eukaryota; Fungi; Ascomycota; Dothideomycetes; Pleosporales; Pleosporaceae. The record is from RefSeq and is a predicted model, not a curated record.
AUGGCUACUGGGAAGGCUUCUAAGAAGUCUAGCGGCGACAAGAAGCAGAAGGCUGCAUCGACAGAAAUUCCGCAGCUUGAGCUAGUAAAGAAGUUCCUCAAGAAGAAGGGCGAGAAGGAUGCUGUCACCAAGAUUGACGAGGAGUUUGACCAAUGGUGUGCGUCGCCCAUGAGCGACAACGAUUCUGAGGCCAGCGACGAUGAGGAAAGCGCGUCCAGCAGCGACUCAAGCAGCGAGUCUGAGGUAGAGGCAAAGCCAAAGAAGGCCAAGAAGACCGCUGGAAAGAAGGCGGCUGCGAAGGACGAUGCUUCCAGCUCAUCGAGUUCCUCCGACUCUAGCUCCGACUCUAGCUCCGACUCUUCCAGCUCCAGCUCCGAUUCCGAUUCCGAAUCUGAGAAGGAAAGCGCGCCGGCGAAACCCAAAGCGAAGAAGGCCAAAUCCGUGUCUUCAUCCUCUGCUUCCUCCUCCAGCGACUCGAGCGACUCCGAUAGCAGCUCUGAAGAAGAGCCCGCCAACGUCCCGCUUCCUGACUCCGACUCGUCCGAUGCCUCCAGCGACUCUUCGUCCAGCGAUUCAGAUAGCGAUUCGUCUAGCGACAGCAGCUCCGACUCAGAAGCCGAGAAGAAGAAGGACACAAAGGCGAAGAAGAGCAAGAAGGCUGCUUCGGUCUCAUCUUCGUCUGCCUCGAGCUCCUCGGACUCUUCAGACUCUAGCGACUCUAGCUCCUCCGACAGCGACUCGGACGAAGAGCCAGCCAAGACGAAGAAGGCCAAGAAGAGCGGAAAGAAGGCUGCCACACCCUCAUCCUCGAGCGAUUCCAGCUCCUCCGACAGCUCUUCGGACAGCUCUUCGGACAGCUCUUCGGACAGCUCUUCGGACAGCUCCUCCGAUUCCGACAGCGACGACGAGAAGAAACCCGCAGCGCUCGAGCGCAAGGCCUCUGGCAGCGACUCGUCUCAGACUUUGCCAGCAACAUCCCCCGAGCCAAAGAACAACAAGCGCAAGGCCGGCUCUCCUUCACAAGACGCUCCCAAGUCAAAGCGAAGCCACGUCGAGAACCGAUUCCAGCGCAUCAAGCCCGACGUCGUAGUCGACCCCAACCUCGCAAGCAACGCCUACGUUUCUUACGAUUACGCCGACCGCGCGCAUGCCAAGUUGAUCGUCACCAAGGGCAAGGGCUUCACCAAGGAGAAGAACAAGGGAAAGAGGGGCUCGUACAGGGGUGGCAUGAUUGACACCUCUGGCGGCAAGGGCUUCAAGUUUGAGGAUUGA